Messenger RNA from Hevea brasiliensis (rubber tree), 609 nucleotides. RefSeq names its product nuclear transcription factor Y subunit B-5-like. The transcript has a single exon. Gene Ontology annotation, molecular function: DNA-binding transcription activator activity, RNA polymerase II-specific; RNA polymerase II cis-regulatory region sequence-specific DNA binding; protein heterodimerization activity. Gene Ontology annotation, biological process: regulation of transcription by RNA polymerase II. The record is from RefSeq and is a predicted model, not a curated record. Bases 22 to 423 code for a protein of 133 amino acids. NCBI's taxonomy places the organism in Eukaryota, Viridiplantae, Streptophyta, Magnoliopsida, Malpighiales, Euphorbiaceae. Gene Ontology annotation, cellular component: CCAAT-binding factor complex.
AAGUUCUUUGCAUAUCAAGAAAUGGUUGAUAAUACUGGUGCUAGUGCUUCAAGUGAAGAUGGUGCCAUCAAGGAGCAAGACCGGUUGUUGCCGAUAGCCAACGUUGGUCGGAUCAUGAAGCAAAUUUUACCUCCUAAUGCAAAAAUCUCCAAAGAAGCUAAGGAAACUAUGCAAGAAUGCGUUUCGGAGUUCAUUAGCUUUGUCACCGGUGAAGCAUCGGACAAGAGUAGAAAGGAAAGGCGGAAGACUGUGAAUGGAGAUGAUGUUUGCUGGGCUAUGGGAGCUCUAGGUUUUGAUGACUAUGCAGAGCCCUUAAGAAGGUAUUUGCAAAGAUAUAGGGAGUUAGAAGGAGAUAGAGCUAAUCAAGAAAAGGCAGACAAUAGCAAUACCGAGGAAAAAGCUAGAGGAUUCGUCGUCGUAUAGAAAUUAAACAAAGGAAUCAGGAUGUUGUCCCACCAGCAGCUCCAUUCAAGUUUGAUGACAAGAGGAAUAGCUCCUGUUCAAGGCCAUUCUAAUUGGGAUUGAGGGGAAGGGAUUAGACUAGAUUUACUGGUUUCUUUUAUUUUAUCUUUUCAUUUGGGCGUGUUUAUUUGUAUGACGAGAUUUAUA